GCUCCCCGUGUGCCACCCUUAGACUACUUAUUAUUGCCAACCCGAAGAAAACAAGUUUAAACGCAAAAAAGACUCGCAGUUGCAGACUUCACUCUCACUAUCAACCAAUCUCUCUCUCUUUCUCUCUCUCUCCCCACCGUAUUCCGCCGCCACCCACCACAAAUGGACGACCGGCCGCCGCUACAAAAGAUCGCAAUCUCCGGCCCAACACUCGCAUCUCUAAUCCAGCGCUUCUCCACUUCCCCUUCCUCCCUCGAUGGCCUCCUCUUCGGCCACGUCACCCUUCUCACUCCUCUCAACCUCUCCGACGAUCCCUCCACCGCCUCCUCUAAUAACCACCACCACCAUAACAACCACCACCUGAUAGGUUGGUUCUCCGCCCGCCGGAAAACCCCACUCCGUCCCUCCAUGCGCGAAUUCUCCGUCACACAAUCCCUCUCUUCUCUCUCCGCAUUCUCCUCCCAAAUUCAGAACUCACCAAACCCUAAUUCCACAUCUUCUUCAACUGCUUCUUCUUCCUCCUCCUCCUUCUCCCCUUGCAUCUUCAUCCUCUUGUCUUCUCCUUUCUCCAACGACCACAUCCACACUCACGAGUACCGCGCGUACCAGCUACGCGCUUCCUCCUCAUUCGAACCGAAACUGAUCGAUAUCGUCAACAUUGGGCCUGCGUUUCGAGGGCAUUACGGUUCCUUUAGUCCAAACGCGGCAUUCCCGGUGUUGGAAUGCGAUUUGGGAAUAUCAAGCAUGAAUGAAGAUCGUGAUGGUAAUGCUGACAAGGAAGAUGAGAGAUUGAGUGUGAUGAAGGAGAAGGCGAAGGAUCAGAGGGAGCUCGAUGGUUGCGCCGAGGGUUUCGAGGUUGGGAGGUUGAGCAGGAUGAUGGGAUCGGAGGCGAGGAGUUACACUUCGAAUUUGGAGGAUUUGUAUGAGAAGAUGCUUGCAAAGGUUGAGAAUCUGACGAGGUUGGUGGAGCAGAGUAAUGCCAAGGUUCUUGAGCAGGAACAUUAUAAUAGAAAGUUGAGGCAAAAAAUUAGAGCUGCUGCCUCAGAGUAACUAUCAUUAUCAAUGAUGGCAAUGCUUUCGUUUUAAUUUCAGUUCAGCAUGGCAAUCAUCCAUGUUAACAAGCUUAUUUUUUGUGUGGCACAAAGCAGAGGAGGGUUAAGCAAAUCGACGAUUUCAGCCUUGUACACCUGACCUGGAUAAGCAACAGUUUCUUCUUGUAUCACUGGAAACAUGAGACCGGCUGUUUGGACCUUUUGGCAGGCCUAUUAUAUAAUCUGUCCUGCUAUUGUAGAUUUUGUAUUUUUUACUUCAUGGUGACUCUUAAAGCUGAAGAAGGCGGUAAAUCGUGCAGGGUGGUUGAAUGGUUUUGGUCUUCCUCAAUUCAAAAAGUUUUGAAGCUUUUCUCUCCCAAGCUUUUGCGGCACAUAUUUGCUUCCUGCAAUGACAUGCCAACUGUAUUUUGUAUUGUUUGCUUUUGGUUCCUUUUACCCCCUUCAUAGAAUAUUAAAAUUUCAGCUUUAAUAGUUAGUUUUACUUUGUUGCUUGCACAAAGAUCACUGUAAAAGAAAGAAAUGAAAUCAACAAGCACUCCGUUAAUUUUGGUAUGUUUACAAAAUUAUCAUUCUAUGGUGAACUUCUGGAGUUUUCUGUUCUGUAAUUAUGCCCCCCUUCUAUAUGCUAAGCAUUCAUUAUAAGCAAAAUGUACUACAUUAUGUACUAAGGUAAUAUAAUGGUUCAAAUUUUAUGUC
This is a messenger RNA of Arachis duranensis, 1748 nucleotides long. RefSeq lists its product as uncharacterized. Gene Ontology annotation, molecular function: polyubiquitin modification-dependent protein binding. Gene Ontology annotation, cellular component: nucleus. The record is from RefSeq and is a predicted model, not a curated record. NCBI's taxonomy places the organism in Eukaryota, Viridiplantae, Streptophyta, Magnoliopsida, Fabales, Fabaceae.